GUUAAAGUCAUGUUUACAUUUUAUCCCUGUACAAAGUUGCUCCAAAAUGACGGCGCUGGGACCAUGCGGAACCAAGCCGAGCAGCAACAGGGAACCAGUGACGACGUGCUAACGAGUUAGCAGGGUAGCUAUCGCUAUCAAGUGUGUGCGCGGUGGGGUUGAUUUAUACAAUCUAGAAUAAUAUUUCACAGUAUAUUCCAUUUUAUUUUAAGGUAGCCACCCAGGUAAUUUAAUUAUGCCAAGCAAAAAGAAGAAAUACAACGCCAGAUUCCCUCCGGCCAGGAUAAAGAAGAUUAUGCAGACGGAUGAAGAAAUAGGCAAAGUGGCUGCAGCAGUACCUGUUAUUAUUUCGAGAGCCCUGGAGCUUUUUUUGGAAUCAUUGCUUACAAAGGCCUGUCAAGUCACCCAGUCUAGGAAUGCAAAGACGAUGACAACAUCGCAUCUAAAGCAGUGUAUCGAGCUGGAGCAACAGUUUGAUUUCUUGAAAGAUCUGGUGGCAACGGUGCCAGACAUGCAGGGCGAGGGGGAGGAGAACCACACAGAGGGGGGAGGAGAAAAAGUCCCACGCAGGGGUAGAAAACCCGGGUCUGGCCGCAAGAAUGGGGGUGCUGGCUCCAAAGGAAAGGACAAGAAGUUAUCUGGCACCGAAUCAGAACAGGAGGAUGAGUCUGAAGAAAGCGAGACGGACGGGGACGAGGAGGACGGCUCUCAGUCAAGCACAAACCAGCAGGCUGCAUCCAGGUUCCACAGCCCAAACGCACCACCCCAGCACAUGCCAGGCAGCAUGGCUCCCGAACAGUCCCAGGGCGCCGUGGCCUUCGCCCCCCACCCCUCCAUGAUCAGCGUUGCACUGCCUCCCCCCGCCCCGGAGCCGCACAAAAACGAGGAUGACGACGACGAAGACUAUGACUCUUAGCUCCCUCCCUCCUCUUCCUUUACCACACACACACGAACACACACACACACACACACACACACACACACACACACACACACACACACACACACACACACUCUUUCAACAUUAUUUUCAGAUUCCUCUGCUCCGAGCAGAGGAGGGAAAGACUCUUCGUCGCUGACAGCAAAUCCCUCGGCUGUAAAAACACAAAGUCGCAGGAGACGGAAAACUGGUUGUAUAUUAUGUGUUUUAAUUUUCUUUUUUUUCCUUUUUUUAAAUGCAGUUUUAUUUGAUUGUAGAAGAGAAUCCGAAGAGGAUGUUUUUUAACGUUGACUGAUUUAAAAAAGAAGGGCAGUCGUCACUGUUUUUGCCAUGAGCCCCGUGGACAGGAUAGGUGUGGUUUGUGUUGCUUUGUAGCUUUUUCAUUUGGCACUUUUUUUGAUUUUCCUCAAUCCUCUGUAGUAGGCAUUAUGAAGUGGACAAGCCUCUCAAGAUCUGCCCCCAAAAAACCCCUCUAUAAGCAGCAGUCGAAGCCUUAAGAGACAAGUUCAGGGGCAGCAUUUUCCAAAGCGUUGGAAGGUGAUGCACACUGGAGAAGGGAACGGAAGUCAUUGUCUCACCCAUAAAGUGUUAUAUUACCACGUUAUCAAUUGGCUGUGAGACACUGCUGUUAAUAUCUGAGCCCUUCUUCCAGGCUUUGUCCCGACUCUCCAGUCAGUCCGAUUGUCGGGCUGCAACGUAAACAAGGAAGCAGGUGUAUUUUUACCAAUAGGUAAGCUAACCACAGCCUUUUUUCAAUUUGUUUCUAUUUUUAAUUCACGUUUUUAUCAAAUAAACUACAAACGGCAAACCAUAUCAACAGGUUAAUUUUCUUUUCCACCCUGUCCUAGCUCAGUUGCUCUGGCAUUUGGACCUCAUAUUUAAUUUUAUAGCAACAUUAAAUUCCCCCCAGAUCGCCGAUCAGAAGUAUACUGUGACUCUUAGACCAUAACUUUGUUUUUAAAGUUGUUUCCUUUGUCCACUCUCAUUUCUAUUCUGGCCCCCCUUUCUAUUUUUUUGGAUUACUUUUAGUUCCCUCCCACCUCUUUUUAGAUUGUUUUAAAUGUAUCCAUCGAAAAAACCCAAAGAUGGGGCUCCCAGUUAUGUGUCAGUCUCAGUAUGAAAUGUUUCCGAAUAGACAUUUGAAGUUGACACUGUAUUGUAAACUUUUAACAUUCUUUUUAUUUUGUAUGGGUAAAAAAUAAAGUUCAUAUUUCAAUUUAAGAAAAAGAA
Molecule: messenger RNA, 2170 nt
Organism: Eleginops maclovinus (Patagonian blennie)
Lineage: Eukaryota; Metazoa; Chordata; Actinopteri; Perciformes; Eleginopidae
Gene: drap1
Product: DR1-associated protein 1 (negative cofactor 2 alpha)
Exons: 7
Coding region: 236-916 (226 amino acids)
Biological process (GO): transcription by RNA polymerase II
Cellular component (GO): negative cofactor 2 complex; nucleus
Molecular function (GO): core promoter sequence-specific DNA binding; RNA polymerase II general transcription initiation factor activity; protein heterodimerization activity
Source: RefSeq, a predicted model, not a curated record